AUGGACGAGAACAAGGGAUGGUUAACAAUGCAAGAUGGCCGUCGUGUGCAAGUUGAGUACGCAAAAAGUGAUCCGGCCACCGCUGGGCGACGUUCGGAUCACGACUGGACAUGCGCUAAUUGCUCGGUUCAAAAUUUCUACAAACGUGAAAUGUGUUUCAAGUGCGACACUGAUAGAGCAGCGUCUGCGAAGCUUGAGAGACAAGGCCUACAUAUGGUCGGAGUUGCGCCUUGUGAUACACUUCUAAUUAGAUCAUUGCCUGACGGAUGCACCACGGCGGUGCUAUUUGAAAGUCUCAGUCAGUACACGGCCCUCACAUCGAUUGUACAACUUCAGCUCUCCGAUUCAAAGCAAUACGCAUAUAUACAGAUGAAGAGUAGUGAUGAAGCGACACUGUUGUUGAAUUCGUCGUACAAAACUCCAAUUAAAAUAGCAGGAAAAGAUGUUGUGGUGACAUUCUGUCGCCAUUCAAUGACACAUCUCAUAAAGCAACAAAUUAGUAUGCUGCAAAGUCGACAACCUCCUCCUCCAGCGAAUUCAGCAAUUGGAUUGAAUCCAAAUGCUCAUGGUGCUGAAGUAGCUCAAGCAGCCAUGGCAGCAUUACGGCAGUCUCAGGGACAUGGGAAUAUGCAGCUUAAUAUCGCUGUACCACCGCAACAUCUGAUCGCCUUGCAGCAACAGCAGCAACAACAACAAGCAGCCCUGUUGGGACCGCAAGCGCAGCUCACUUUACAACAAGUGGCUCAACAAGCAGCAGCAGUCGCAGCGGCAGCGGCACCAUUUGUAUCACAAGCACCUGUGAAUGGGAUUAUUGGUAUGACGCCGACGCCUCGAGGAGUGUUCUCCAAAUAUGUGACGCCCAAUCCGGCAACGUUUUGUUUUGAUCAAACAGCUGGUUAUUUUGUUGAUCCUGAGACGAAGUUCUACUAUGAUCAAAAGACUGGUUACUAUUACAACAACGAAACGCGGAAGUGGUGCACAUGGGAUGCUACCUACAGCACCUAUUUCCCGAUAGAAGAGCCUCCGGCUGAAAGUAGCUCAACUGCGAGCACAAGUGCUCAACCUGCUAGCGCCCAACCUGCUGAAGCUGCUCCGCCAGCGGAGGAGAAAAAAGAGGAAAAACAAGAUGAUGCGCCGAAAAGCGCGAAAGACAUCGCCAAAGAAAUGAUGAAAUGGGCAAAAAAGCAAGAAAAGCAGAGUAAAGUCCAGAUGUCCCUGAAGCCAUUAGUUAAGCCGUUAGAGACUAAAAGUGCAUUUGAGAGAGGUCAAACUGGUGCAGCUAAUAUUGUACAUAAAAUGCUGGAGAAGAGUAAGGAAUCUCUUAAGUUGUCCAACGUGAGCGACUCAGACGAAGAAGAAGAUGGCUCUGGAGAUGAGAAGAAGCCAAUUGAAGCUGCUGAAGGUGAGCUUAUUGAAGAAGAACGUACAGAAACUCCAGAAGCUCCGGUUCCACCCCGCCGUCAUCUGCCAACAGCGCAAGAGCAUAGGGAAAUGAUGGAACGUGCGUUGGUAGACGAGCCAAAGAAGAUGUGCCUUCUCUGCAAACGAGCAUUUCCUAGUGUUGAUGUUUUGAGGAAACAUAUAGAGAAAAGCGAUUUGCAUAAGAAGAAUCUUGAGGAAAAACGGGUUGAGUGGGGCCGUCAGUAUGUGGCAGCCAUGAUGGAAAGGGAUGAUGAAGAAGCGAAGGCUCUCGCAGCUGCUGCACUUCCCGAAAUAGAACAGAAACCCGUUUACAGAGACCGAGCAAAGGAACGGCGCCAGCAAUUUGGUCUCGAUCCUGGAGGUAAGUUCGGUCUUACACGUGAAGUGGAGGACCAUCGCGAGGAGUAUACUGGGCGGAGUGAAGAAGCGCUAAGGAAGCAAUCUGAGAUGGCGUCUAUGCGACCGUUGGGCAGUGAUAACAUUGGGAGCCGACUACUGAAGACGAUGGGUUGGCGGGAAGGCCAAGGUGUCGGCCGAAAUGGACAAGGGAUAGUGGCUCCAAUUGAGACGCAGAGACGAGUUGAAGGAGCGGGUCUUGGAUCAGCGGGGUCACGAGUGAUGCACGGUGCCGAAGCUACGCAUCAAGAACGAGUCCGUGCGACGUUCUACAGCAGAUAUAGGGAUAUGAAUUGA
This is a messenger RNA of Cooperia oncophora, 2115 nucleotides long. The record is from the annotation of a GenBank genome assembly. NCBI's taxonomy places the organism in Eukaryota, Metazoa, Nematoda, Chromadorea, Rhabditida, Trichostrongylidae.